Messenger RNA from Abrus precatorius (Indian licorice), 745 nucleotides. Its product is annotated as S-norcoclaurine synthase 2-like. Bases 23 to 562 code for a protein of 179 amino acids. Gene Ontology annotation, molecular function: signaling receptor activity; abscisic acid binding; protein phosphatase inhibitor activity. The record is from RefSeq and is a predicted model, not a curated record. Gene Ontology annotation, cellular component: cytoplasm; nucleus. Gene Ontology annotation, biological process: abscisic acid-activated signaling pathway; defense response. NCBI's taxonomy places the organism in Eukaryota, Viridiplantae, Streptophyta, Magnoliopsida, Fabales, Fabaceae. The transcript has 2 exons.
ACGUAAAAUAUCGGAUAUUUCUAUGGCGAGUUGGUAUACUUCACAUAAACACUUGAACUGCGUUUUGAAGAGAGAGAAGAUGUUUGGGCAACUUGAGCAUGAGCUAGAGCUGCACGUGCCGGCAAGUGAGGCAUGGGAUCUCUUUGGUACCCUUCGAAUAGGAAAACUCGUUGAGCAAGAGUUGCCUGAACUGUUCCACAAGGUUGAGUUAACCCAAGGAGAUGGAGGGGUUGGCACUGUCCUCAAGCUAAGUUUCGCUCCAGGUGUGCCUGGACCUGCUGUUUACAAAGAGAAGUUCACCAAGAUUGAUAAUGAGAAGCGCAUAAAAGAAACAGAGGUAGUGGAAGGAGGGUACUUGGAGUUGGGAUUCACUCUCUUUAGAGUUCGUUUUGAAGUAAUUGAGAAAGGUGAAGAGUCGAGCAUAAUCAAAUCUACAAUCGAGUAUGAACUCAAGGAAGAGGAUGCAUCCAACGCCUCGCUUGUUUCUGUCCAGCCAGUGGCAACCAUUGCACAACUCGCCAAGAAUUACCUCAACAAGGCUGCAAAAGAACCAAAACAGUAACCAUUUAUGCAUCAUAAAGAGUUAUAUAAUAAUAUUUAAUAAAAAUUUAAUAUAUAUAAUUUCUUAUCAUGUAAAAACAAACAACUUGCUUUGCUUCCUUAUCUUUGUUUGUUUUUAAUUCAUUUAAGUGUGUGCUUCUUGUAUUAUUGAGAAACGUAUCCUAUUAAAUGAGAAUUCGGUGAU